AUGCACAGAUUCACCAGAAUUCCAAAGCAGAAGAUUUUGAGGACUAAUAUCGUUGGUGAACGUGUCUUGGCCUUAAGUAUUGGUCAUUCCAAUGCUAGCAUUGUUGCUAAUAAUGGUGUUUGUGUUAAUGGUCGAAAUACUCCCAUUUUUACUGCUUAUUAUGCAGAUAUUCAGGCUUUUGAUAGUGUGAUAUAUGCUCAUGUUGUUCAUGAUGCUACUGGCCGUACUAUUGGCUCCUUGAAUGGGCAAAGUCUUUUGGUUAAUUCUAAUGAUAGAGUGGCUAAUUUGAAUCAUGGUCAAAUGGAAAAUAUCAUAGAGUCUGGUAGUCAACCUUCCAACUCUUCACUUCAUGGAUCUACAGUGGUGGAAGCUCAGACUGUUGAGAUAAAUAAUGAUCAACAGAAUGUGCAACCUACUGCUGCGGUUCUUCCGAAGAAAAGGAAGGUAGUUGAAUCCAGAUCUCCUGUGUGGGAUCAUUUUGAAAAGAUUGUUGAUGAGAAUAAUGUUACUGUUGAGGGAAAGUGUAUAUAUUGUGCCGAAAUAUAUAAAUGUGAGACCAAAAAACAUGGUACUUCAUCAUUGAGAACCCACAUGUUUAACUGUCUUAAAAACCCUCACUCAAAAGACACAAGGCAAUCACUUCUGACCUUUCAAGCUGUUACCAAUUCUGAUGCAUCUCCUGCUACUGUUGGUGAGUUAGGAACUUGGGUCUUUAAUCAAGAAGCUAUUAGGAAGGCCUUAGUUGAAAUGAUUAUAAUAGAUGAACUCCCUUUUAGAUUUGUUGAAGGUCCUGGAUUUAGGAAGUUCAUUCUGGUAUGUUGUCAUAGGUUUAAGAUUCCAUCAAGAUGGACAAUUAGUAGGGACAUCAAUUUGAUUUAUGAAGAGGAAAGGCUCAAGUUGAAGUGCAUGUUUAGGGGAAACACUCAAAGAGUCAGUAUUACUACUGACACUUGGACUUCUAUUCAGAGAAUUAACUACAUGGUAGUUACUGCUCACUUUAUAGAUGAAGAGUGGAGGCUAAAUAAAAAAAUUAUUUCAUUUGUCCCUGUCACAUCACACAAAGGUGAGUCUGUUGCAAAAUCCCUUGAAAACUGUUUGCUGGAUUGGGGUAUUAGAAAUGUCUACACUAUUACAGUGGACAAUGCAUCAUCAAAUGACACUGCCCUAGGUUUUUUAAAAAAGAAAUUGAUGUCUUGGGGAACAUCUACUGUGAAGGGCAAGUACAUUCACAUGAGAUGCAUUGCCUAUAUUUUGAAUUUAGUUGUGCAAGAUGGGCUAAAACAGUGUGAUGAUUCUGUGAAGAAGGUUAGGGAUGUUGUAAGGUAUGUGAAAAGUUCACCUGCUAGACUUAAGAAAUUUAAGGACUUGUCUGAAUGGCUUGGGAUUGAAAAGAAAUCAUCUCUGUGUCUAGAUGUUCCAACCAGAUGGAACUCUACAUAUCUUAUGUUACAAUCUGCAGUAUUUUAUGAGAAAGUGUUUUAUUCACUUGAAGAAAGUGAUUCUUCCUUCAAAUCAGAUUUGGGUGAUUCUAUUCCAAACUUUCUUGAUUGGGAGUCUGUGAAGAGUUUGGUGAAUCUGUUGAAGUGUUUUUAUGAUAUGACAAUAAGAAUUUCAGAUAAGAUGAACUUGAUGAUAUUCUUUGCAAACAUUCUUGACCCCAGGGACAAAUUAGAGUACAUGCCAGCACAGAUCUUACACAUGUAUGGUGAGUUAAAAGGUAAAACCUACUAUGAGAAAGUGGUUGCAGCUUUUACAGAGUUGUUUGAUGAUUAUGCUGCCUCUGUUGUCCCUAUUGCUCCUGUGAUUCCUUCUACUGUUGUCCCUACUGUUUCUGUCAUCUCUUCUACUGAUUCUUCACAGUCUAAUGUUGGGAAGCCCCAGGGUUUGUUAAAGUCCCAGAUUAAGAAACAAAGAAUGGAGAGUGGGGGAAAGAAAAAAACUGAGUUGGAAAUUUACCUUGUUGAGGCAUUAGUUGAAGAAGAAUCUUCUUUUGACAUACUUAGAUGGUGGAAGCUGAAUGCUGAAAGAUUUCCUAUCCUUUCAAAAAAUCUGCCUUCAGUACAUCAGGGAGGGUUUUAG
Molecule: messenger RNA, 2079 nt
Organism: Ipomoea nil (Japanese morning glory)
Lineage: Eukaryota; Viridiplantae; Streptophyta; Magnoliopsida; Solanales; Convolvulaceae
Product: zinc finger BED domain-containing protein RICESLEEPER 2-like
Exons: 6
Coding region: 1-2079 (692 amino acids)
Molecular function (GO): protein dimerization activity; DNA binding
Source: RefSeq, a predicted model, not a curated record